This is a messenger RNA of Diatraea saccharalis (sugarcane borer), 1115 nucleotides long. Lineage: Eukaryota; Metazoa; Arthropoda; Insecta; Lepidoptera; Crambidae. The record is from the annotation of a GenBank genome assembly.
CGACGGUGUAAACAUGUGUCUGUCCCAUAACAAUAUUCUAAAUACUAGUGCUUAUUAUAAAUAAACAGUGAAUGAAAAUGGACUUUAACAUAUCAGAUUUCGGUGCCAACGAAACUAUAGAUAAAUUGACUGAAUUCUUUAAUAUAAGUGUUGCGAAUUUCACAAACGAAAGUGAAGUGUCUCAGAUACAUUUAUUCGAUUUGUAUGAAGCUUACAAGACUAAAGAAAGGGAGCAGCUGUUGUUGUACAAAUGGAUAGCGUAUAUCCUGGGAUCGCUCAUCGUCUUGAGCAACUUGACUGUUGUAAUAUCUAGUGGACUGAUUAUAAAAAAAGUUCUUCGUCUUCUCCCUCGACCUCUCACUCGUACUGUUUAUGCUUCGCAGGCACCCACAGUACGCGCAAUGCGUCUGAUCGGUGACAUGCUCGCUCAUCACGAGGAAUCUGAUUUAUUUGUGGAUGGUUCCAAACGUGGCCAACCACCUUUAUUGGCGCUGCACACGAAGUGCGGUAGACAUGCGCCCACUAAGCGUGCUAUACGUGUAUCGGGAACAUACUUGAUCAGCACUAUGAACUGGAUCUAUUUGCCGAUAAUUUUAAUUAUUUAUAUAAUCAAUAUCGCGAGAAAGUUACAAGUGCUUGAAAAAUUCGUCAGUCCUGUUAGGACCUGGGUAGCCUGCGGCGGUUUUGAUGUUUCCCCGCUACCAGGCGCGUCCCCCGGGUGGCGGACGGGGGUAGUGGCUUCGGCCACCAUGGACCGUGCGGCUUCGGCCGUGCUUAAUGAAACAACACUGAGGAGCCCGUCAGGCGUCCCGGACUUAUUCCGGGUAGCGGCUGAUGGGCAGGCAGGUGGAGUUUCGCUUUGGAGAGAGCUCCAGGCCGGCGUCCCGUCGGUAGGACGGGUAGCCGCGGCGCGGUUCGGGUUGGGCGGGCGUCCUGAGAUUAUCUCGGGUAGCGGCCGUGCCAACGAGAGCGAAAUGAGAGAAAACUGGAGAAAUGAAACUGGAGAAAGUUCGGCUAUUGAGGAAAGUAGUACGGAGGAUUGCGAUAUGGAUAUGGAGUUUCGAUCUAGACUGAGUGGGGAUCUUGAGACACUGGAUGCUGUUUGGCAAGGCUGA